AUGGACACGACUGGAACACUUGUCACUAGUGAUAAACCAGUUUCUGUCUUCGCCGGUAAUUCCUAUGGUGCAGUGCCUGUCAACGGCACAGGCUAUGGAUAUAUGGUUGAGCAAGUCCUACCAACCAGGUUUUAUGACUUCAAGUUCAUAGUUCCUGCAAAUAGCCCAGGCGACGACUACUACAUCCGCAUUUUCUCCAUUUAUGAUGACACGAGAGUGAACAUGUACAAUUCAACUACUCAUGACUCCCACUUCCUGAAAAGGCUUGAACAAUAUGAGCGCCAUUUCAUGGCGGAACCGACCGUGUUGCUAGCUGAUAAGCCCAUUUAUGUGAUGAUUUACUCAACUAGCAAUUUCAUGAUGACUGCGCAGGCCAUGUCACAGUUUCAGUCUGAGUAUGAAUUCACCCUUCAAGGCAGAUAUAAUCCUAACAUCAUUGCUGUAACUAUCAAGACAGCAGAAAUCAGUGAACUAUAUCUUGACGGCAACAAAGUUACCAUAGACAACCCCAAAGUCACCCAGGUCGCAUCCCCUCUGCAUGACUACAGUGUCCUAUACAUAUCAAUCACUGAAGCAACAAUUCACCGAAUCCAUCACUCUAGGCAGCGACAGUUUGGAGCAGUACUGUACGGUACAAAUCAGUAUGCGUACGGAAUGCCUCUUCAGAUGACGCUGACAGAUAUUGGUUAG
Molecule: messenger RNA, 690 nt
Organism: Mya arenaria
Lineage: Eukaryota; Metazoa; Mollusca; Bivalvia; Myida; Myidae
Exons: 1
Coding region: 1-690 (229 amino acids)
Source: RefSeq, a predicted model, not a curated record